AGGGUGCACGGACGGAGGCACGUGACGCUCCUCCGAACCAAGUGGAAUCGGAGGGGUAGUUGGCAUGUGUGGGGCGUGCGUUUGCGACGUCGCGCCCAGCGACGCGUCCGCGGCGGGCGAAGUGUACAGAGCAGCGGCAGCCUGGGCGCGACGAAGUGAUGACCCCUCGUUAAGGUGAAGCGAAAUCCAUCACCAUUUCCGCUCUCACCUCCACCGCUAGCGCGAGCGCGGCGGAGAAACCAAAGCGACCCGCGCGGGAGAGGCGAGGGCGGAGAGAGCGGGAUGGCGUCGGCGGGGGUGGUGGCGGCGGCGCUGGCGGUUGCGGCGCUGGCGGCGUUCUGUGGCACGGACCCUCUGCGGCUCGGCAGCAUGGUGGAGUUUCCCGGGUUCGAGGCGCACCACGUGGACCUCCCCGACGCCGCUGAGAUGCCAAAGCACGCGGACGCCCGCGAGCGGCUCCGCGGCGCGGAGGUGCGGUUCCGCGGCGAGGUGAUGGGGCCCGAGAGCGUCGCCUUCGACCCGCGCGGACGCGGGCCGUACACGGGCGUCGCCGACGGGCGCGUCGUCUUCUGGGACGGCGCGCGGUGGGUGCCCUUCGCGACCACAUCCCCGCGCUGGACACCCGAGCUUUGCGGGCCCAAGGAGUCGCCGCUGGAGUACCUCCCGAACGAGCACGUCUGCGGCCGCCCGCUCGGGCUCCGGUUCGACAAGGGGACGGGAGACCUGUACAUCGCCGACGCCUACUUCGGGCUGCUCAGGGUCGGGCCCGAGGGCGGGCUGGCCACGCCGCUCGCCACGGAGGCAGAGGGCGUGCGGCUCAACUUCACCAACGACCUCGACCUCGACGCCGAGGGCAACGUCUACUUCACCGACUCCAGCCUCCAUUACAAGAGAAGGAAUUUCAUGCAGUUGGUUUUCUCUGGAGAUCCCUCUGGGAGGCUUUUGAAAUACAACCCUCGCACCAAGGAAACGACAGUUCUAAAUCGCAACCUCCAAUUUCCCAAUGGGGUGUCCAUGAGCAAGGAUGGCACAUUCUUCGUCUUCUGCGAAGGAUCGCGUGGCAGGUUGAGCAGAUACUGGUUGAAAGGUGAGAAAGCAGGAACCGUGGAUCUUUUCGCCAUCUUGCCUGGAUUUCCAGACAAUGUGAGGACCAACGAGAAAGGCGAGUUCUGGGUCGCAAUCCAUUGCCGACGCAGCUUGUAUGCCCGGCUCAUGAGUCGCCAUGUCAAGCUGAGGAAGUUCAUGCUCAGCCUUCCUAUCCCCGCCAAGUAUCACUACUUGAUGCAGAUCGGGGGCAGGCUCCACGCGGUGAUCAUCAAGUACAGCCCCGAGGGCGAGGUGCUCGACAUCUUGGAGGACACUAAAGGAGAGGUGGUGAGAGCCGUCAGCGAAGUGGAGGAGAAGGAUGGGAAGCUCUGGAUAGGAUCUGUUCUGAUGCCGUUCAUCGCUGUCUUCGAUUAUGCCAAGGCAUCUUAGCCGCAUGGGUGAAAAACGGAAUAUGUGGAAUUCCUGACUACCGUUACACUUCUCUGAAGAGGAUGGUCGACCCCAAUAAAUUUAGUCUUGGAGCAUCCUAGAAUCGCUUGAUUGAUUUUUCACCUUUCAGUAGCAAAUGUAAUUCGCUCACAAGUUUUAGAUUGUCUCUCGAAUCUUUAGGAAUGAACACCUCAUGUUUCUGAGCCCAUAUUUGUCAAGUGUGCUCCUUGUGUUUUGAUCUGUUUCAACUUUUAUUUGCUCGAUGACGAACGCAGCUUUUGAAUUACAGUGAGAAGAUCGUUCUCGCCA
Phragmites australis (common reed) is the source of this 1785-nucleotide messenger RNA. RefSeq names its product protein STRICTOSIDINE SYNTHASE-LIKE 3-like. The record is from RefSeq and is a predicted model, not a curated record. Gene Ontology annotation, biological process: biosynthetic process. Lineage: Eukaryota; Viridiplantae; Streptophyta; Magnoliopsida; Poales; Poaceae. Gene Ontology annotation, molecular function: strictosidine synthase activity. The transcript has 3 exons. Bases 283 to 1476 code for a protein of 397 amino acids.